Molecule: messenger RNA, 4799 nt
Organism: Pocillopora meandrina
Lineage: Eukaryota; Metazoa; Cnidaria; Anthozoa; Scleractinia; Pocilloporidae
Source: the annotation of a GenBank genome assembly
CAAGCCAGCCCUGAAAAAAUUAACAUUUUUGUUAUUAAGGCACAAAACACUGCUUCUCGAUGGCCUCCUGUUUUAGCGCUUUUACUCGGAAGAAAUUCGUCGAUCCAAAGACUUUAAUAUCGACUCAACUCAACCGUUGUCUGUCGAUUUUUGACCUGACACUUUUGGGUAUAGGAAGUACCUUGGGAGCCGGUAUAUACGUGCUCGCCGGUGAUGUCGCACGUAAAGACGCCGGGCCCAGCAUCGUUAUUUCAUUUUCAAUCGCUGCCGUUGCGUCCAUUCUUUCUGGCCUGUGCUAUGGCGAGUUUGGAGCUCGGGUUCCUAAAGCUGGCUCGGCGUACGUCUACAGUUACGUGACGAUAGGCGAGUUGUGUGCCUUUGUAAUAGGAUGGAACUUACUCUUAGAGUAUGUCAUUGGAACAUCAUCGGUCGCCCGAGCGUGGAGCGCAUAUUUUGAUUCAAUUUUUGACGACAGGAUUCAGAACUUUACCCUUUCAAACAUCGGAAAAAUACACGUCACAGGCCUUGCAGAAUACCCGGACUUAUUAUCUGUACUGAUAAUUCUAAUAUUAACCGGAGUAUUACUCGUCGGUAUAAAGAAAACCUCCUGGUUCAAUACCUUGUUCACUGGAAUCAAUUUAUUCAUCAUUAUAUUCAUCGUGUGCGUUGGUGUGUAUUAUGCAGAGAUGAAGAACUGGACAGAUGACUUUGUUCCUUAUGGAGGGUCCGGGAUCCUCGCGGGAGCUGCCACCUGCUUCUAUGCCUUCGUUGGUUUUGAUAUUAUCGCAACUGCCGGAGAGGAAGCAAGGAAUCCUAGCAGAGGAAUACCAAUUUCUAUCGUCUUAGCCCUGGGUAAGUUACCUCACUUUGUGAACCGAAGUGUUUGGAUCUUCCUAAGCAAAUUAGGAUCAUUUUUUUUUCUUUUUUGGAAAAGAUAGAAGAGGUUCAGCCGCUUCGGCAUAUUGCUUCGUUAUUGACCCUCUCGACUUGAAGACGUCAUCUCCUAUUUAGUGACACUUAACAAAAUUCUGUUAACCUCACCAUUACCUGGGGAAACUCAACGGAGUUGGCUUCGAGAAGGGAAGGGUUGGGUAUGGGGAUGGGUGGAUGAGUGCCCUUACGUUUUAGAUUACUUUUCUUUAUUUCUACAACAAAAGCCUCACAUGGGUCAUUUAUCAGGGAAUUCACUUCUCAUCAAAACAACGACCUCUGGUUGGAAUAAUCCUGACGUUGAUUGACGUUGUUACAAUUCGAACAAAGUACAGAGUCAGUAGGAUCAUUUUGUAAUCAUGAUGCAAACUCGUGAGAAAAAUUUCAAUUAAAAAAUGUUUUGUAAAUUCUUCCAAAUAUGGCGCAAUUAUCCCACAAAUGACGCAAAAAUUGCAUCGGUGAACAUGUUGAAUUUCAUAAAACAACUGAGAAAUGUAAAAGGUUGAAAAUGUACAUGCAAAUAACGAAUGUGCAAAGCAAUUGUUCCUUUAAUUAAUCUUUUGUUUCACCACUAUGUCGUUGCCACUGUCAUGACUUUUUUUCCUCUUUUUGUCAAAGCCUCCUGAGACUGUAAUUGACUCAUCGCAAGUCACUUUCACCGACAAAGGUCCUUUCAAGGCUAUCCUAAAUUUUAGCGUCCAUCACUCUCGGCUUAAAAAUUCUAUCACCGGUAUUAUUCAAAUAAAUUUCACUUUCUUUCUCACAGCGUUUUGUUUUCUGGCGUAUUUCGGUGUGUCUGCCGUACUAACCCUAAUGUGGCCCUACAAAGAUCUUCCCGACGGAGGAACAUUACCUAAGGUGUUCGAAUUGAGAGGCGCACCCUGGGCCAAAUAUGUGAUUGCUAUCGGCGCCCUCUGUGGACUGACGUCAUCUCUACUUGGGGCUCUGGUGCCAAUACCUAGAAUGCUGUAUUCUAUGGCGAGCGACGGCGUAAUUUUCAAGUAAGAUAUGGAAUUUAAGUAACAAUUGACUUUGCUCUGGAUAUCUCAAGCCAAGGUCAAGCAUUAUGCUCCGUGUCUGUACAUGAUUUGAUUUUUUUCCUCGAAUCAGUUUGGCUAAACUCUUUGAUUUUCAAAAUAUGAGUACUUCGCUGUAACGGUUGUUUUGGGGGGGUGGGGGGUGGGGGGUCUUGGGGUCUUUUAUUUUUUUUCUCUCCGCCCCCAAAACCGCAGACCGCUAGCAACGCAAGCUAGGUUGCAUAUAACUGACCUUACCAUGACAUCUUUUUUUAUUUUUAUUAUCAUCAUCAUUAUAAUUAUCGUUAUUAUUAUUAUUAUUAUUCUCAUUAUUAAUCGCUUACAAUGCGUAUGCAGCGCAACAGUUACCAAAAUUACUUACCACUCACUUACUACCUAACAAGAACUACUGAAGAAUUCGGUACUUACAUUACAAUUCCGUUUUGCUUUAUUAUAUCAAAUUUAGAAUGGGUAUAGAAAGCAUUUCGGGACUGCUCAAUUUAAUUUUACUUAACUUUGAUCUGUGAUUGGUUCAGAAAUCUCGCGCCAUCCUCCCCACCAAUUAGAUGCAUAGCUAAAAACAAUCGUGACUUGGUCAUUCGCGUUUUCCCGCGCUUCAGGCAGUUUGCGUGUUUGCACUUUGAGUUCUCAUUGGCUAAUGAUAAUGUAUACCCCUGUUCUGAUUGGUCACUGGGAUUACUUUGGUUUUGAUUUCGACACUUAAUUGAAAACUGAUAUAAUAUAGAAGCUCCUGUAAUUGCAAUACUAAUACGACUUUCUAAAUCAAUAUUGAUUGGUUUGUUUUUAGAUUUUUGGCUAAAGUGAACCCAAGGACAGAGAUACCAGUAAUUGCAACAAUAAUAUCCGGGGUGUUUUCUGCAUUUUUGGCUCUAAUCUUUGACCUGGACUCGCUGGUAGAAAUGAUGUCUAUCGGCACACUCUUAGCUUAUUCCAUAGUGGCUCUGUGUGUUUUAAUCUUGAGAUACCAGCCAGAAAAUAUUGGACUGAUCAAAGAAUCGAGCAAGCAAGAUGGUAGCUUGGCCACACCUCCUCACGGCCCCAGCGAAAGUUCUCCGCUACUGGGUAACAGAGGAGUCCAACAACCAACGCCAAGGACUGCUCAAUUAGCCCUCUAUGGUAUCAGUGCUGGUACCCUCGCUUCCGUGGGCCUCAGUGCUGUGAUAAUCUAUGGCUCACACGCCUUGUUACAAGCCAAAUGGUGGGCAAUCAUUAUUAUUGUAUUAAUGGGCCUGCUAAUGGUUGGAUCUACUAUCCUACUCCUGUGGCUGCCCCAGAAUAAGGUGUCCCUGGCAUUCAAGGUCCCCUGUGUUCCUAUGUUACCUCAAUUGUCCGUUUUCAUCAACUUGUUUCUCAUUUUGAAGCUCUCUUACCUAACAUGGCUCAGAUUCGCUGUUUGGAUGGUAAUUGGUAAGUUACUGAGCAAACCAGUUUAAACGUAAUAGCAGUUGGGGAGGGGGAGAAAGUAUUUGAGCCUUUAGUGAGCGCAUGCUCAACACCCCAGAGAGUAUCUUUUAGCCACUGCCCUCUCAAACUAGACGAAGAACAUGGUCAACUUUUAUUCUGAGCGAUUUCAACUCAACGAACUGCAUCGCAAAAUACGUUUUCAAUUCGAUUGCAAACAUUUUUUCAAAUGCGUUUUAGUGGUGUUUUCAAUUACAUUACUUGGUGAGAUUUUCAAAAUGCUUCUCACACUUGCAUCUGAUUGGCUGAGAGAAUGGCACGAGUUUCCUGGACCAAUCACAGGGCCAUGCAAAGCAAAACCAUUGCAGUCUCAGAUUACUUUUAACUCUCAGUUGAAAAGUACUCUUACAAAGUGAAUGUGUUCUGUUAUUAUCCAAGGAAUGAGCAUCUAUCUGUUCUAUGGAAUCCGCCACAGUGUGGAGGGUGAAACACGCAGAGAUGGGAAAACAGAUGUCGUAGCCUGACCAACCAAUCACAUAAAAUGCACUGAUGUUCAUCUGAAGACAGCGUGCUUCGAUGACAGAUGAUGAAGGAGAAAGUUCUAGAUCAGAAUACAGACUCCGCAAAUCGUAACAAACUGAGAAAGAAUCAAGUUUUCUUUAAAAAAAAACUGUGUGUUGUGUUAAACUAAUUCAUUUGUUCGCAGAUGGUAAACUUGAAAUUUUUACAGUGUAAAUGUGUUUGAAAUUUUUUGACUUGGUUUACUUGAGAACUAUUGCUAAAAUAUUGGCAAAUAUGUUUCGAUAUGUUCUCUGUGUUGGAUAAUAUCAUCAGUUUUCGUGAAACGUCUCAGGUGAUUUUUGGUGCAUCUGAAUCAGGGUGAUUCAUUUGUUUUUUCUUAUUUCUCAAAUAAAUAAAAAACAGACUAUUUAAGUAAGAAGGAAAGUUAAGUUUUUUCCACAACAGAACUAAAAUACAAUUAAAAUGUUGUGACAAAUCCUAUUUAAAAUAGCAAAUCAAUAUCGUCACAGAGUGUAUUAAUAGUGGUCUCCACGCUGAAUGGCUGAAAGAAAUGCAGUUUUCAGGUAACACGAUAAGGAAAAGAGGUAAUGGAGGGCAGAAGAGAGUGAAAUCAUGGCAAAACAAGGCAGCAUACUGUUAGAAUAGUUUUGCGGCUUUAAAACUUUUUUAACGAAGGCUGUUGUUAUAAACGAACGAAUAGUUACAUUUGAAUAAAAUAUGUUGGCGCAAAAUUCGUGCGCUUUGCUUCUGCAAAAUCUUAAAAUGCUAUCCCAAAUAUUUCUCAUGUGCAUUCAUGUUAGUUCAUUACAAACGCUUUUUUAUUCAAAAUUGCGCUUAAAAUCGUGUGAUUAGCUUAACUGACAUCACGAAAAAUAAAGUGUGAUCAACAAGUGUUUCUUUGGCUCGAAG